CUUAUAGUCUAAACCCAAAAAAUCAAGUGCUUCUUAGAGAGAAAUGGAUAACUUGAUUGUUUUCGUAGAUGAAGACGACAACCAACAACUGAAUGGAGAGAAGCCCCCACCGCGAGCGUGUGCAAGGUGUAGCUCCAACAACACCAAGUUCUGCUACUUCAACAACCAUCGCGUGUCCCAGCCACGCUACUUUUGCAAGAACUGUCAUAGAUAUUGGACUCAUGGUGGGGCUUUAAGGAACGUACCAAUUGGUGGAGGCUGCCGUAAAGCCAAGCAAGCUAGAAAAGAUAAGUCUCCUGUUUCUCGUAUGGUUUCUCCUGACAUCCAACAGAUUACCCCUGACAUCCAACAGGUUAAUCAUCAACCUUUCUCGUAUGUUCAAGAAAGCAAUGAGUUUGUUGGAUCUUUUGGUGCUUCUUCUUCUUCUGGUGCUGUUGCUACUGUUGGAAACCAUUUUGGUUCUUUGUCUGAUAUUCGUGGUAGUAUGGUACCAUAUGUGCCUCCUCCAUCUCAAAGUUUCCAACCAAAUCAUCGCCUGGAUUUCCAAGAUGGAUCAUUUGAACAUGAUUAUUACAAUGUUGGAUCCAGUACUAAUCCUUUCAUAAACCAAUCAAUUGGUGGUGGUUAUGUUGAUAAUUACAACGGUUAUGGCAUGGAGCAAUACAAGUGGAACCAGAGCUUCAACAACACUCUGACCAUGAAUCAUGACGCCAGCACUAGUGGAAGCAGAGAAUCUGGCAUGACCAUGAUGAACAACGACAACAAAAACAAAAUCAUAUACAACAGUGUGAUCAAGCAUCCUUUCUAGAGAAGCAUGGUCCUUAAUAUUCUUAACCGUAUUAACUGUUUUCUAUUUAUAAUAAAAUAAAAGUCAAUUGUUUCUCUUUUAUGUUUUCUAUUGUUUUUUUU
Molecule: messenger RNA, 909 nt
Organism: Camelina sativa (false flax)
Lineage: Eukaryota; Viridiplantae; Streptophyta; Magnoliopsida; Brassicales; Brassicaceae
Source: RefSeq, a predicted model, not a curated record